AUGUGGAUAUUUUUGGCUUCCGUUUUUCUUUUUUUUGUCCAUCUUUCCACCAUUGAAUGCAGGCCGAACAAAGAAGAGUAUUUCUUGGAGACUUCCGGUUCCCGUGUGGUGGGUGGACAAACAGCUGACGCUGGAGAAUGGCCGUGGCAGGUGUCUCUACAGUUCUACUACGGGGAUUCCUGGAGACACAUCUGUGGAGGCACCCUGAUCCGGCAGAAUGUGGUACUCACUGCAGCACAGUGUGUAUCUGGUCUAAGCGUGUCGUCUCUAAGAGUAGCGGCUGGAAUGUCCAAAAUUUCAGAAGGUGGGAUGACCUCGGGGAUUUCUAAAGCUACUGUGCAUCCCCAGUUUGCUGGCAGUUCACCAGGAUUACCUAACGAUAUAGCCCUAGUGGAGCUACAGACACCAUUUCUCGUGGGCGGAUCCAUUCAGCUCGCCACUUUACCGUCCAGUAAGACGGAGGAUUUCUCUAACAUCGCAGACUGCUGGAUGACAGGAUGGGGGAAAACAGCUGGGAGUGAUCCCAGUAAUUCCGACGCUUUGAUGGAGGCCCAGGUGACAAACAUAAGGAACACCCAGUGCGUGAACCAGUGGACCGGUAUAAAUGGCGUCACCAUUCUGGACUCCCACCUCUGUACCUUUGAAUUGGGGAAAUCUUCUUGUAGUGGCGACAUUGGUGGUCCGUAUGUCUGUAUGAAGGACGGGGUUUUUAAGCUGGCAGGAAUCAUGUCUUGGGGAAUCAACACUUGUAAUGGCGAGUAUCCCAGCGUGUGUGUUCGAGUGUCUCAUUUUCUGGACUGGAUAUCCAUUUCCAUUUGAAAAUAUUUAAA
This is a messenger RNA of Saccostrea echinata, 830 nucleotides long. RefSeq names its product fibrinolytic enzyme, isozyme C-like. Gene Ontology annotation, molecular function: serine-type endopeptidase activity. The record is from RefSeq and is a predicted model, not a curated record. Gene Ontology annotation, biological process: proteolysis. NCBI's taxonomy places the organism in Eukaryota, Metazoa, Mollusca, Bivalvia, Ostreida, Ostreidae. The transcript has 7 exons. Bases 1 to 819 code for a protein of 272 amino acids.